Messenger RNA from Mya arenaria, 1644 nucleotides. Its product is annotated as adhesion G-protein coupled receptor G2-like. The transcript has 12 exons. The record is from RefSeq and is a predicted model, not a curated record. Gene Ontology annotation, molecular function: G protein-coupled receptor activity. Gene Ontology annotation, cellular component: membrane. Bases 1 to 1644 code for a protein of 547 amino acids. Lineage: Eukaryota; Metazoa; Mollusca; Bivalvia; Myida; Myidae. Gene Ontology annotation, biological process: G protein-coupled receptor signaling pathway; cell surface receptor signaling pathway.
AUGGAAAGUGACGAUCCUUUUUCACGCUUGCCCCUUCAUGCAAGCUUCAACAGAGGCAUAGCAGAUGGAGAAAUUGCUUUCAUUAAUACACCUACACACAUUUUAAAUUCUACUGGAAAAUUCAACCAGGAAAUGAAUGGACUUUAUUACCAUGUUGAAGUAGGAACCACAUAUGUUGAUGUUGUCUUGCCACUUCCAUUGUUCCAUUCCGGCCAAGCUGAUCAUUCCAAUGCUGAAGAGUCAAUCAGCGAUCACACACUAGCCAUUCCUAAAAAAGACCACUCAGCCUUGGGUCAUAGAUUAUGUAAAGGAGGUUUUGACACGGGUGCUACGUGGACAAAGACAGUCAUGGCGAACAACUGUAAAGAAAUACCUCCAUUAAACGCUUCUACAAGCACGCCAAUGUUGAAGAAUCUGUCAGAGAUGGUCUUUAAUGAAAGCAACGCACAGACUUUGCUAACGUCAGCUGCAGAACUAACAAAGUUUAAUCAAGAUCUCACAGAGGUUGAUGUUAAUUACACUGCUGGCAUCAUGUUUAACUAUCAGAAUCAAAAUAGCUCUCGAACGAAACAGAUGCACGAGAACCUUGUGUGUGGAUAUUGGGAUUAUACAGCUAACCAGGAUGCAGGUGGAUGGAAAACAGACGGUUGUAAUAGAUCGCCAUCAGAAAACUUCAUCGUUAAAUGCACCUGUAACCAUCUCACCAACUUUGCAGUUUUGAUUGAUCUUCAAGCAGGGGGUAAUUUAUCGAACACAGAUGAGUUUGUGCUGGGAGUAAUCACGAAAGGGGGACUUGUCGUAUCUACUGUUGGUCUUAGUUUUACUAUUCUGACAUUUAUUGUUUUCAGACAUUUGCGAAAAGGUCGCGGCCAGCAGGUGCUUUUUAACCUGAGUGUAGCGAUGUUGUGUUCAUCCGUCCUAUUCCUGGUUGGUAUAGAAAGAACUGAAACUCGCGGUGGAUGCAUAGCAGUUGGGGUACUCCUUCAUUAUUUCAUCUUGGUUUCCUUCAUGUGGAUGCUGGUGGAGGGGAUUCUUCAGUAUCUGAGAUUUGUCAAAGUGUUAGGAACUUACAUCCCAACAUUCAUGGUCAAAUCGAUGCUUGCAGCCUGGGGUAUGCCUUUGAUUCCCAUAAUUGCUGUCCUUUGCGUUGACAAGGAUCUGUAUAAAAACGACAGGGCGUACUGCUGGCUGUCCGGGAGAGCCCUGCUUUACGCGUUUGUGUUACCUCUGGCAGUUAUUAUUGUUGCAAAUACAGUUAUCUUUUUCCUCAUUGUGAGGCAAUUUUGCGUGAGAAACAAUAUAACAGCCUCCUCAAACCGGUCUGAACACUACCGGUCAUGGCUACAGCUCAAGGCUGCAGUGUCUAUUUUCAUUGUCUUAGGCUUGACUUGGAUAUUUGGUUUUUUGACGGUUGAUGACACAAGGAUCGCGUUUCACUAUAUCUUUGCCGUUCUCAACGCUUUCCAGGGGUUCUUCAUUUUUAUGAUGUUUACUUUGCGAGAGAAGCGGAUCCGAGGAGCAUGGAAAAAGUUAUGUUGCUCUAAGAUGGUAAAAAUGGAAGCAACGUCAUCGACACGACUUCAGCAUCAAAGUAACAGAUCAGAAAUCAGCACAACGAGCAAACAGGUUGUCGGACAAACAUGA